AUGAAGUCAAAUGUACAAUCAGAGAAUGGAAAGUUCAACCUCAAACUCCUACAUAACGAACUUUUUCGAGCUUCCGAGUUCCGCCACUCUUCUGUACACAGACUUCCAAAGGUUCCACUGCUGCAUCAAGAGUUGUCGGUGAAAAGGCUCAGAGGGAUCCACGACGGAGCUGAGGCGAUCAGGCCAGGAGCGGCGGCUUCUUCACUGAAAACGAUUUGCUUGAAAGAGCUUGUUAACGGUCAGUCGUUUGAACCGCUUGUUGUUGGAGCUAAAAACCUUAAAUCUUUGAAAAUUAUUCAUUGUUUGGGUGAUUGGGACAGAAUCCUUCAAUUACUUGGGAAUCAAGAUCGAUACCGAAAAGAAAAUCUAUAUGUUAAUAACAAUGAAAGCAAUGCUGAGCAUUGUAAGUUGUUAAAGAAGCUUCAUGUUGAUGGAUGGAGAACUAAUAGAAUUGGAGACGAGGGCUUGGCGGCUGUAGCCAAACACUGUCUUAAUUUAGAAGAACUCGUUUUGGUUGGUGUUAAUGCUACUUAUUUAAGCUUGGAAGCCAUUGCUUCUAAUUGCUCGAAACUCGAGAGAUUAGCACUUUGCGGAAGCGGGACUAUCGGUAAUACUGAGAUUGCAUACUUUGCAGCCAAAUGUAAGGCUUUGAAGAAACUUUGCAUCAAGGGAUGUCCUAUAUCGGAUAUUGCCAUUGAAGCCCUGGGCUCUGGUUGUCCCAGUUUGAUGAAAAUUAAGUUGAGGAAAUGUAGAGGAGUGAGUUGCGAGGCCGGCGAAUGGUUGCGCGAUCAAAGGGAAUCACUAGUGAUCAAUAUGGAUGCUUGUGAGGUAGAUGGUGGUUUCGAGGCUAGUGUCAGCAACGGUGGAAUUCUUGAAGUCGGGUUGGAUUAUCUGCAGGUGGUUGGCCAAGUAACCGGCGGAGAUGCUUCGACGAGCAGCAAUGGCAGGUUAGCAUUGUUAAGGUCCAAGUUUGGGGUUUUUGCUAAUAGGAAUUUAGUGGCAUGCACAUUUAGAAGGUGGUCUAACGGUGAUGAUAGUUUCAGUAGCAACUUGUGA
Hibiscus syriacus is the source of this 1056-nucleotide messenger RNA. RefSeq names its product F-box protein SKIP2-like. Gene Ontology annotation, cellular component: SCF ubiquitin ligase complex. The coding region runs from base 1 to 1056 and encodes 351 amino acids. The transcript is spliced from 4 exons. Gene Ontology annotation, biological process: SCF-dependent proteasomal ubiquitin-dependent protein catabolic process. The record is from RefSeq and is a predicted model, not a curated record. NCBI's taxonomy places the organism in Eukaryota, Viridiplantae, Streptophyta, Magnoliopsida, Malvales, Malvaceae.